This is a messenger RNA of Linnemannia hyalina, 450 nucleotides long. Lineage: Eukaryota; Fungi; Mortierellomycota; Mortierellomycetes; Mortierellales; Mortierellaceae. The record is from the annotation of a GenBank genome assembly.
AUGAAGUUCAUCGCCGCCUUCGUUGCCCUCGUUGCCGCCUCGGUCGUCAACGCCCAGUCGCCCGCCUUCACCAACUGCGCUGCCGCUCCCCAGAUGACCGUGUCCAGCCUCACCCUCGACCCUUACCCCUUGUGCAUCAACAAGAACGUCUGCGCCACCAUCACCGGUACCUCAACCACCCCCAUCGAUGGUGAUGCUACCCUUGCCAUCACUGGUCGUUACCUUGGUCGUCUCGUCUACACUGACAACCAAGACCUUUGCGCUGUUCUUGGUGCAUCCGGACACGCCUGCCCCGUCCCAAUCACCACCACCCAGGUCACCGCCUGCAUCUUGGUCAAGCCGAACGCUCCCCCAAACAUCGGAGUUGCCCUCACCAUCACUGCCACCAACGGCGACGGUGGAGUCAUCUUCUGCCAGACUGCUACCGUCACCGCCGUCACCUGCCCUUAA